Molecule: messenger RNA, 1614 nt
Organism: Penicillium manginii
Lineage: Eukaryota; Fungi; Ascomycota; Eurotiomycetes; Eurotiales; Aspergillaceae
Exons: 1
Coding region: 1-1614 (537 amino acids)
Biological process (GO): transmembrane transport
Cellular component (GO): membrane
Molecular function (GO): transmembrane transporter activity
Source: RefSeq, a predicted model, not a curated record
AUGACCACCGGGCCAAACGAUAUGAAGCUGUCUGAGGUUCCAUCAAAGCGUGAUACAGAGCAAGCGAUAACGGACGUCCAGGAUGGAGACCUGAAGCAGCACGAGAUACGAGACCUUGAUCCUGCUCUCCAAUUCAUGAACGCAGAGGAGACUGAGUAUACCCCCGACGAGGCUCAAUAUGUUUUGUCCAAGAUCGAUCGAGUUCUCAUGCCCUUGCUCUGUUGGGUCUAUUUGAUUCAGUUUGCGGAUAAAACAUCAUUGAACUAUGCUUCACUUAUGGGAAUUCGGGAAGACACCCAUUUGGACCCCAACUCGCAGCAGUACAGCUGGGUCUCGAGCAUUUUCUAUGCUGGAUACAUAUUUUGGGAGUACUUAGUAUCUUCUCCUAUUGCAAUUACCUUCCAGAUUCUAAUGCAUGACCUUAGAUUCCCCACCACUUAUCUGCUUCGCCGUCUACCUCUAGGCAAAUACACCUCGGUCAAUAUCCUGGUCUGGGGGAUUGCACUCGUCUGCCAUGCCACCGCCCAUAACUAUGCGAGCCUACUGUGUGUCCGCUUCUUCUUAGGCGCAUUUGAAGCCACAGUGACACCGGCCUUUGUCUUAUUCACUUCUUGCUGGUAUAAACAAGAGGAGCAGGCCAAACGCAUGGGCCUAUGGCUGAGCUGUAACGGACUGGCCCAGUUACUUAUUGGGCCCAUCGCCUACGGCCUAGCCGGUGUACAAGGAACCACUAUCGCUGUGUGGAAAAUUCUCUUUUUGGUACUGGGCCUACCCACCAUCCUAACAGGUGUACUAUACCUCUGGUACAUGCCCGACAACCAAGUCCAAGCCCGGUUCUUGAAUCACCGCGAGAAGCUUAUUGCCAUUGAUCGCAUUCGGGGCAACUUUCAGGGAAUCGGUAAUCAAGUAUGGAAGUGGUCCCAAUUCUUCGAAGCAUUCCGCGAUCCACGUACCUAUCUUUACGUACUAUUCUCGCUACUGAUGAACAUACCAAACGGGGGAAUCACCACUUUUGGCUCUAUCAUCAUCAGCUCCUUUGGAUUUUCCAAUCGCAUGUCCCUGAUUUUGAACAUGCCAAUGGGCAUUGUGGAUAUUACUUGCAAACUUGGAUUGACUUAUCUCUCCGAUCGGUUCUUUGAUCGCACCCUCUUUGCCAUAAUCGCUAUUCUGAUUCCCAUGAUCGGCGGUAUCAUGAUGAUUGUGAUCCCAGUUGAAGCCAAAGCUGGCUUGCUCAUUGGAUACUACUUCAUCGGUGCCGCCGGAACUGCAUGGUGUCUUGUGAUGGUGAUGAUCUCCAACAACACCCUAGGAUACACCAAGAAAGCAACAGUGAAUGGCCUCCAGAUCGUGGCCUACGCAGCCGGAAACUGGAUCGGUCCUCAGACAUUCCGCUCAACCCAAGCACCUGAAUAUUUUGAUGGCAAGCUGAUGGUCGCAAUCAUGUACGCUAUGGCAGCGGUCACUCUGGUGGCAAUUCGGGUGAUCAACAUCAUAGAGAACAAGAGGCGCGACUGUAAGGCGAUCGAGGAGCCUGACACUGCACAUGCUACUCCUGGGUCUGAAUUCUUGGACUUGACAGAUUUCGAGCAGCCAGCAUUUCGCUAUGUGCUCUGA